ACCCCCAUUUGAACGCUACAGGACUGUAAUAUCCCAGGCUUAGUGCGCCUCAAAUGUCACAUGCCAAAAUGUCAACCGUAAAAACUACCGUAGGGGAGAAAAGCGAACAAGCUGAGCGCUUUUAUGUGCAGGCCUGCCCUUUAUCGUCCAGUGAUGCAGGAAUGUGAAGGAUGCUGAGUGUCCACCUGACAGACUGCUUUGCGCCCGGGGGAGGGUCUCCAGUCUCCAGGCUGGCUGCCAUAACACGGCUCAGUUCAAGCAGGCGGACGGGGGAAGCGCAUCCUCAGAGAGAUCUGCUGGAAACACGAUCAUCUCCGGAACCUAAACGCCAGAUGAUUCGACAGCUUCAUGUGUUUGGUGUUAUUCUUCAAAGGACGCAAGAAAAGACGCAGGCGUCGGGUCCGUGCAGGAAAGACAAGCCGACAUCACCAGCCGCUGUGGUGAGCGAGGUCAUCGCAGAGUACCACGGUUCCUAUGAUCCUCUGUGCCUUGAUCCAAAUCUGAAGCUCUGACUCAACCUCAGGCACUGCCACAAUCUCAGUCACCUCCUCAUCCAGUACUAUUAUUGAUACCCCGGAGAGGAUGUGAAUAGGACAAGGACUGAGGGUAAAUAACCUCAAUAAAUCCAAUUAAGCAAAGAACUGGGAUCACAUGGCUGCUGUGGACUGACGGGUCAACUGAUAACCGAUCACACUGGCUUUUGUUUAGAAGUUGACAAUGGUGUUGUUUCUGGUUGGGAUCUCUGUUGCUGUGAAUAAUUCAUCUCAUGAGAACCAAACUGCAGAAAACCCCACCCAUCAGGGUGCUCAUGUGCUACCUUCAGCAUUGGUCAUAUCCCUGCUUCUUAUCAUCAUUGUCCUGCUGACAAUCUACUGUCUGAGGUUCAAAAACCACAGGAAAGCUCUGGUUACCUCAGUGGAUAAAAAAAUUCCAAAUGGCUUUUUGGAGGAACGAGGAGAGCAGACAGUGGUCCUCCUCCCCAGAUCUCCCUCACCAUCCAAGAGGUACUUCCCCAUCCCCCUCGACUCGCUGGAGGAGGAGUACAGGAUACGGUCUGCAGAUGAUGGCAAGCUCUUCAGAGAAGAGUUCAAUUCACUGCCGUGUUACUACCGUCACGGGUCCUUUGAAGAGGCGAGCAGAGAGCACAACAGAGAGAAAAACAGAUACCCAAACAUUUUACCAUAUGACCAUUCGAGGGUUGUGUUAAGUCAUCUUGAUGGACAUCUGUGUUCAGACUACAUAAAUGCAUCUUACAUAGAUGGUUAUAAAGAGAAGAACAAAUUCAUUGCAGCCCAAGGCCCAAAGCUGGAGACAGUGGCCGACUUCUGGCGGAUGAUUUGGGAACAGAAAACAGCGACUAUAGUAAUGCUGACAAAUCUUAAAGAAAGGAAGGAGGAAAAAUGUUAUCAGUAUUGGCCAGAAAAAGGCUGCAGGAUGUACGGGAAUGUCAGGGUGGCACUGGAGGACUUCACUGUGCUGGUGGACUACACCAUAAGAAAAUUAUGUGUUCAAUAUCAGGGUAGUGAUGGCCCCCGAGCUCCACGUCUGGUCACCCAGCUCCAUUUCACCAGCUGGCCGGACUUUGGGGUGCCGUUCUCUCCUAUUGGCAUGCUGAAAUUUCUCAAAAAGGUCAAAGCUGUCAACCCAUCAUUUGCUGGACCCAUUAUUGUUCACUGCAGUGCUGGAGUUGGGAGGACUGGGACAUUCAUUGUCAUUGACAGCAUGAUCGACAUGAUGCACAUGGAACAGAGGGUGGAUGUUUUCGGCUUUGUGAGCAGAAUACGAGAACAGCGCUGUCAACUCAUCCAGACAGAUAUGCAGUACUCCUUCAUCUACCAGGCUCUGUUGGAGUACUAUCUGUAUGGAGACACAGAGCUAGAUGUGUGCUCUCUGGAGGGCCAUCUGCAGAGGCUUCACAAUACCAGGGCUCCCAACGACAGGCUGGGCCUGGAGGAGGAGUUCAGGAAGCUGACCAAUGUUCGUAUAAUGAAGGAAAAUAUGAGAACUGGAAACCUUCCUGCCAACAUGAAGAAGAACCGAGUGCUUCAGAUCAUUCCGUAUGAUUUCAACCGAGUAAUACUCUCAGUGAAAAGAGGGCAGGAGUUCACUGACUACAUCAAUGCCUCCUUUAUUGAUGGCUACAGGCAGAAGGACUAUUUUAUCGCAACCCAGGGCCCCCUGUCUCACACAGUGGAGGACUUCUGGAGGAUGGUGUGGGAGUGGAGGUGUCAUUCAGUCGUUAUGCUCACCGAACUCAAAGAGAGGGAGCAGGAAAAGUGUUUCCAGUAUUGGCCAUCGGAGGGCAGUGUACUAUUUGGAGAUUAUUCUGUGGAGCUGACUGGAGAUACGGUGUGUGGAGCCUUCACUCUCAAAGACAUGGUGCUCACCUACAGACCAGAAAAGCAGUCACAACAUGUCCGACACUUCCACUUCCAUGGAUGGCCUGAGAUCGGAAUACCAGCCGAGGGAAGAGGGAUGAUUGACAUCAUUGCUGCUGUGCAGAGGCAGCAGCAGCAGUCUGGAAACCGUCCCAUAAUUGUGCACUGCAGUGCUGGUGCAGGUCGGACCGGUACCUUCAUUGCCCUCAGUAACAUUCUAGAGAGGGUGAAAGCUGAAGGCCUGCUGGAUGUUUUUCAAACAGUCAAGAGUUUACGCAUGCAGAGACCACACAUGGUUCAGACUGUGGAACAAUAUGACUUCUGCUACAGAGUGGUUCAGGAUUUUGUUGACAUCUUCUCAGACUACGCAAAUUUUAAAUAAUACCUGCCAGACAGUGUUCUCUAUAUAAGUCAGGUUAACUUAUGCAAUUUUUUCUGAAUGUUGUUUUUUAAUGUGAGCUCUUUUUAUAUUUUGCACUUGAUCACAGAUCUAAAAAUGUUGUAACAUAUUGUAAUAUAACUGGAAAUAUCUGCACUCCAGGAGAGUCUGUCUCUUUCAGGAAUGUUUGAUCUUUAAUUACUCCAGUGUAGGAAUUAUAGUGGUUUAAUUAAUGGGUUGGUUGGAUUCUUGAAAAUGUAAAAACAGUUGUUUUGUAUUGCAUAUGUGCAACAUUGUGAGGGUCAAAGUGUCUAAGAGGAAAUAUUCAAUAACAAUAAAUAUACAAAUUUGAUCUAUAUAAAUAAUGUGUAUAUACUGUAUAUUGUAGUAUGCAUUGUUCACUACAUGACACACAUCACUAACUUGUUACCAACCACAACACUUUGGUUUGCAUUGAUCUAUGCUGCCCAUUCAACAUGUGUGAUUGCUCUAAAGAGAAUAAAUUGCGUGUUUGAUAAGUAGUGAAACAAGAUUCAUGCUUUUGCCUAAAUGAUGUCCUGUCUGAUGUGUGAAUAAUAUUUAUGAUGUGCAUUUAGGUUAAGCAAAAACAUAGAACUCAAGACACAUUUCACUCCAUUAGACGCUGCAAAUUACUUUACUUUUGUUUGUGAAUAACUUAACAGCUGCUGUCUGUUGCAAUUUUAUUCAACCUCACCAACUUUCUUUUUUCCUCUGGCAAUAUUGCUUAGCGGAUUGGUGCCUGAUGCUGUAAAAUACAAUUAGCCCAAAUUGGAAUAGGCAGAAAAUGAUGUAUUAAUGUAAUUUAAUGCAUCGCAUGAAUCCAGAUGUAUCAUUCUUACAAAUGUAUUGCAGUGAAGCAUCACAUCCUGCUUACUAAAAAGUUUUUACACACUUUAAAAAGCCAGUUUUAUACUUGCAUGUUUGCAUAAAGUGUUGCCAUAUUGAUUAGAAAACAGUUCUAAUCGUGAAAACCCUGUCACCAAGUGACACAGUUCAAAUGAAGAUUAGCCAAAUGUUUAUGUUUAAUUUAGAUAUGCUGUAAUAGAUAUACUUUUAAAAGCAUAUUGUUUUGAAUUGGUGUCUCCUGUAUGGAUCAUUAGUUCAUUGUUGAUACAAAUGCUUCUCAGAAUAGUAUAAGGAUAUCAAAUGUAUCACAAUUUUAGUUGUUGUUAAACUGUGUCUCUGAGCAGUUGAGAAAAAAAACACUGUAGAACUUUGGGUUUAAAUGAGUUAAUAAUUGAUGCAGUUGAAUUUUGCUCAUCCCAGGGACUGAGAUAAAAAAAAAAACGUCUGAGACAGUGAAGAGCACUGAUAUCAAGAACCAUGGCUCAGUCAAAAUAUGAAAUAUACAUGCACAGGCAUUUUGACAUAUUUUAUUAGCUUCACAACCGCAAAAUUGCUGCAAAAUCAAAAGCAUAUAUUUUUGCAAGGCUUAUUUAUUCUUUAUAAAACAAUACGUAAAUGAGAUUGGGUGAAGAACUUUCCACUUUCAUAUUAUAAAGUUAUACGACAGGUUUAUAUACUGUAAAUUCAUUUUGUGAUCAUUAAUCAUCCUUAAGGUUUACUGCAUUGUUGACUUCAAUUUAAUGUACUGUCAUUCUGAAGGAAUAAGAAAUAAGGGUAAUGACAGUGAGGCCUUGUAGCUGGUGUAAUAUAAAUGUACAAGCAUCUUAUUUCAAUGGUGUUUCUUUUUGUAUGGACUUGAGCUGCUAUUUGUUUGCUAAAAGUUGAUUCCAAUAAAUUAUAGAU
This is a messenger RNA of Monopterus albus (swamp eel), 4527 nucleotides long. Its product is annotated as receptor-type tyrosine-protein phosphatase epsilon-like. Bases 718 to 2760 code for a protein of 680 amino acids. Gene Ontology annotation, biological process: protein dephosphorylation. The transcript is spliced from 21 exons. The record is from RefSeq and is a predicted model, not a curated record. Gene Ontology annotation, molecular function: protein tyrosine phosphatase activity. Lineage: Eukaryota; Metazoa; Chordata; Actinopteri; Synbranchiformes; Synbranchidae.